CAUGAUCAUACAAGGGGUACCAGCACUCAAUCUGCAAACUUUCAAGUAGGAAGAGUAGGAAGAUCCCCAAUCUCCUCCAGCUCCAUCUCGCUCUCACCUUGAGGUGAUCAUGGAGCUCAAGGCCAAAAGAUCCACCUCUAUCAAGGCACUACUUGUUGAGGACAUUGAAGUUUGUAGGCUGGUCCUCUCAACUAUAUUGCUCGCACUGAACUGUGAGGUUACUCUAGCCGUGAAUGGGAAGGAAGCUGUUGAAUUGUUCCUUGAGGGGAAGAAGUUUGACAUUAUUUUGUUAGAUAAGGACAUGCCCAUCAUGACUGGUCCCGAGGCAGUUGUGAAGAUCCGUGCUAUGGGGGAAGGUGAUGUGAAGAUUGUUGGGGUUUCUGCCGAUGAUCAUGCAAUGGAGGCAUUCAUGAAUGCUGGUGCUGAUGCUUUCGUUCCCAAACCAAUGAGGAGGGCGGUUCUCAUACCUAUCAUUCAGGAGAUCAUCAACAAGAAGAAGAAUGCCAUGGUUUAGGACAAGUUAUCUUGCUCAAGUGAUGGAGGAAAUAAUAUUGUAUACCUUUUUGAUCUAUGUUUGCUUUACUGCAUUGUUGUGUUGCUUGUUCAAUUGUGUCAUUUGAUUGUGAGAACUUCAUGUUAAUGUCCAAACAUAAUUAUCCACAAUAAUAAAGUACUUUUGAUUAUAUUUGAUCGAUAUAAUCUGUAGUUCUUUUCGCUUUUUUCCAACGCUUUUUACUAACUCAUUUUUCAUGUUGUGAGUCAUGUACCAUUUUGAGAGAGAGAAAUAUUAGACUAUGAAUAUUUUGUAA
Messenger RNA from Hordeum vulgare subsp. vulgare (domesticated barley), 809 nucleotides. Its product is annotated as two-component response regulator ORR42-like. Lineage: Eukaryota; Viridiplantae; Streptophyta; Magnoliopsida; Poales; Poaceae. Gene Ontology annotation, biological process: phosphorelay signal transduction system. The record is from RefSeq and is a predicted model, not a curated record. Bases 110 to 514 code for a protein of 134 amino acids. The transcript has 3 exons.